Molecule: messenger RNA, 2196 nt
Organism: Cyphellophora attinorum
Lineage: Eukaryota; Fungi; Ascomycota; Eurotiomycetes; Chaetothyriales; Cyphellophoraceae
Exons: 2
Coding region: 1-2196 (731 amino acids)
Cellular component (GO): cytoplasm
Source: RefSeq, a predicted model, not a curated record
AUGGUCAAAGCUGAUGCGAAGAGGGACUACUACGCUGAUCUAGAGCUAUCACCAACGGCUGAGCAUGAAGAGAUCAAAAGACAAUUCCGGCAGCUAGCGAAGCAGUACCACCCAGAUCGCAAUCCUGGCCAUGAAACCGAGGUAGUUGCCAAGUUCCAGGACUUGCAGACAGCACAUGAGAUUCUGUCUGAUCCUGCAGAGAAGAAGAAGUACGACUCUGCCAGAGCCAAACAUGUGGCCAAGAACCCACCCAUACCACCCCCACCACGAGCGAAUGUUGAUCCAUAUGGCUUCAGUAAGCCACAAAGGGCUGCGACGACGAACUUUGGUGGUGGUCCUCCGCCUAAGAAACCACAGCGUCAGUAUACGCAGCAAGAGACGCCUGCCUCUGCCGGAGCAGCAAAAUUCAAUGCUUUUACACGAGCCGGCAACCAGACAUGGGAUAGACAAAGCUUUGAAGCUGCCGCGCGAGCAGAGGCUGCCCGAGGCUUCUCACAGAUGAGAGGUGGUCAACAGACACCAGAAAUGCCGCCACGACCUCCUCGUCCUCAUCCUACAGCUGCACGCCCGGUUUCGUCUGACAUGCCGAACGGCCUGAACCCCGGAUUUCCUGGAGUGUCUCGCACCACUAGCGCCCGGCGACCAGAUUCAGGUUAUGGUGAUGCGCCACGCUCAGCUUAUUCUCAUGUGUACGGAACCCGAUCACAUCAAGCGCAACCCCCACCAGAUCAUUGGUCUGGUCAUUCACCCCCAGGCGCGAGAACAUCGCAUAGCCCUCUGCGGCAUUCCAAAUCUACAGAACAGCCACAACCAAGUCGCCCAGGCAUGUUCGACCGGCAGCCCUCGCGCUACAAUCAAGGCGCUACUCACAUCAGAACGGACCUAAAGGAAGGUUUAUAUCGUUCUGCCAGCGUUCGGAAUUCGCCGAUCGACCCACAGUGGGAGGACGCCAGCGAUUCAGGGCCCUUCGGCAAGAGUAGGCCACAGCAAGGGACACAGAGACACCGGAGCGCGAGUCCGAACAUGAGACAGACAUCUGGCAGUACUAAUUACUCUGAAUCCGAGUCAGACUCAUCUGAUGAUCAAAGAACCUCAACGACAUCGAGAAAGACUGCUCAGCCCGGACGACCACAGGCUAGAGCUCCCGCGCACGAUGGUCUAGACUCGCAGGCAUCCUUCAAGAAUUACACCCGCGUAGUUCACGAAGAGGGGAACUAUAACUACCCGCCACCAGAGCCUAAGCAGCCAACAAGAGCACCUUUCCCUGAUGUCACCUCCCCGGAUGAUGUGCGCGAUGGGUCGAGCGCGUUCAGGUAUGGACUAUUCCGUUCCUCCCCAAGAGGACCCCGUAUCAAUGGACUCCCGUCCUGGGCCGUGCCUUCAAGCGUCCCGAUCGUCCAGACUAACUUCUCCAGCGCUUCUCACAUCAAGCCAGAUCCGGUUUUCAAGGCGUCCAAUUUCGAUCAUGACUGGGCGGAGAAGUUGAGGACUUCCGGCAGUACAUCGCCAACAAAGGCAGGUCAAAAGGCCAGAGGAAGGGCCCGGACCAAUCCAUCUACACAAACCGACCCCAUGGAUGUAGAUCCCGGAGACGCUGUUCCUCUCAGCCCACGAACUAAUGGCACGGGCAUCAAUAAUUUGAGUGACCUCAAAACAGCAGGGCCGUUCCAUAGCACGGGCCUCAAUGGCGUUGACGACCUGAAGAACACUCUGCCGUUUGAGUCACGUGCGUCCACAAACAUCAAGACGGAGCAGAGACCUUCGGCACGGCUCAGGCUCGAGGACCUCCCACAGCCGCCCAAGCAACCGAUGGCACCUAGAGACUCCGCACUCCUUGCCAACAACAACGAAUGGCUGAUGUACUCGAAGAAGAUGCGCCAAUACAUGCAUGAUUGGAAGCUUUUCGAGCGCGCUAUGGUCGAGCACUUCAAUGCGCGGCAAAGCCAGCUCGACAAGAGCAUGGCAGAUGAUUGGGUGGGGAUGAAAAGUGAUGGACCGCUCAGCUGUGAGGUCGGCGAAGGUAAUAGUGGAGGCAUGAAAGCUGGCCUCACAGCGUAUAUUGAGUGGCUGCAGCAUGAUGAGAUGUGUCAUUCUUGGUGGGAAAGAGCAAGGCAGCGGCAUGCGGGCUGUGUCAAGGAGCUAGCGCAUGUCAGAAGCGUGCUGAAAGGCGAACAGGGUGGUACGGGCACGUUGUGA